Molecule: messenger RNA, 672 nt
Organism: Acanthoscelides obtectus
Lineage: Eukaryota; Metazoa; Arthropoda; Insecta; Coleoptera; Chrysomelidae
Source: the annotation of a GenBank genome assembly
AUGGCAGAAAGAAUCAAAGAGACUAACUUCAAUACAGAUCUCUUUCGCAGUAUUAUCCCUUGUUCAUCAAACUCUCCACCCUGGACAGUACCACUACCAGAUUUAGACUCAACCCUCAAGAUAUAUCAAACAAUGCAAACCGACCAUAGAGAAAUAUAUAACAGAUACCAAGUCAUCAUCGAGUCUCAUCCGAACUUCAAACUGAUUUUUACAGAUGCCUUAAAGUCAUCACAUGGGGUUGGCUAUGCCGCAGUCUCUGACAAUCAACGAAUAUCCUCUUCGCUACCACAACAUUGCAGCGUCUACACUGGAGAGCUGACAGCCAUCAAGGAAGCGCUCAAUCUGGCACGAACAACAACAGAUGCCAACUUCUUAGUAGUGACGGAUUCGCUGAGUGCACUGGAAGGUAUCAAACAGUUGUACCCUCGCAACUGCAUACUCAGGGGAAUUAAGGACAUGCUGCGUCUGCUAUACAACGACAAGAAGAGGAUAAAGUUUCUGUGGGUACCCUCACAUACUGGAAUCCCAGGCAACGAAGAGGCUGACAAAGAAGCAUCAAGAGCGGCAGUCCCUUCAAGCAGAAGUGUGAUUCGUACACCCUACCAAGAUUUGAAAGGACUAAUAAAAGUGCACAUAACCAGUCUUUGGCAACAGGAAGAAGGAACCAGAUAA